Messenger RNA from Trichoderma virens Gv29-8, 2064 nucleotides. RefSeq lists its product as uncharacterized. Lineage: Eukaryota; Fungi; Ascomycota; Sordariomycetes; Hypocreales; Hypocreaceae. The annotation marks the transcript as partial. The transcript has 2 exons. Gene Ontology annotation, cellular component: nucleus. The record is from RefSeq and is a predicted model, not a curated record. Gene Ontology annotation, molecular function: DNA binding; DNA-binding transcription factor activity, RNA polymerase II-specific; zinc ion binding. Gene Ontology annotation, biological process: DNA-templated transcription; regulation of DNA-templated transcription.
UGUGAGAUGUGCAGGCGGCGGAAGGUCAAGUGCGAUCGAACAAGGCCAGCCUGCGGUUGGUGUGUGCGCAAUGAUCGCGUGUGUGUUUACAAAGAGAAGCGGAAGGUUGUCGAGGAGAGUGAAAGAAAUGACCAGCUGGAGGCUCGACUUGGGCAUCUUGAAGCCCUAGUUCAGGGCUUGAAACAACGCGUUGACUAUCACAUUUCGCGUCAUGAUGCUCACCACGAAGCUUCUCGUUCUCCCAUGUCAAAGAGUCCCUCAACUCAUCAUGACCGACAUCACAGCUGGCACGCAACUGCGUCUCCAGAGUCUACACACUCGGAUAUGCUGUCUGAAGGUGCUCGAUCUCCCACUGUUAUCCUAAAUCGACCGAUUAAUCUCUCAAGCGGUGUGAAGUUACCGCAAAGUUUCAACUCAAACAUGAAGGCAAUCUAUGAACAAGAGAUUGUUCUAUCGACAGAUCCGGAUCUUCCCCCCAGCGACCUGCUUUAUGUUCUGGUGGACCUCUUUUUCAAACAUAUCAAUACGUGGUUUCCCUUGCUUGACCGCAAAGCCACCUUUGGAACAUAUUUUGGUUCCACAUCCGUCUCGCGAGGCGAUCGCGUGGUUUUGUUUGCCAUUAUCGCAACGACAUUGCGAUUCGCUGCAGAUGCACGCCUGACACCAAAUGUAAAGCAAAGGCUUUAUAACAGUUGCAAACAGAAAGUAGAGCUAUACGCAUUAGAGAAUGUCAACCUCUUCGCGCUGAAGGCUUUGACGCUCCUCUCGUUGGACGUUCUGGGGACUUCCAACGAACUGCAGGGACAGAGCCUCCUGUCUCUACUUGUCCAGAAUAUUGUUCAUCUUGGUCUUUGUGUUGAGAAAAACGUCUAUCUGACCUCUCCAUCGUUGUCAAAAACAGCUUUACCGCGCAGGGUAGCACUUCCAGAGCCUAAUUCCUGGAUUGAAGAUGAAGGGAGACGCAGGCUCUGCUGGAUGGUAUAUGUGUUGGACAGAUACGCAACACUAGCGACACAAUUCCAAUUCAUGAUGGUGGAAGAGGACAUGAAGCGCUUUCUUCCUUGCCGAUACGACUUGUGGUCGGGUGACAUUCCUGUGGAAACGAGAUGGCCAAAUGGCCUUGACACGACCAAACAGAGACAUACAACCAAUGCGCCUGAAAAUCUUGGUAGCUUUUCCUACCACUGCGAAGUUCUCGGAAUUUUGAGUCGCGUUCACAAUUUCCUGCUGAAACCACUUGAUAUAUACUCAAUUCAAGAUGUGCGAAGCUGGCGGAGCACCUUUGUUGUUCUGGAAGGUGAAUUAUCCACCUGGCUUCGUGACCUUCCUGCAGAAUACGGUCAGAUAUCACUAUUGUGUCAUUCUGACCCUGGAGCCAGAAUUAUUAAUUGGAUCAUGUUACAUGCUGCAUUUGUGGUAUCGACCAUUCGGCUUAAUUCUGCAGCGGCGUAUCCCGUGGUGCAAAACGCCGUGUUUGUACCAUCUUACAGUGCCAUGCAGACUUGUCUCUCUGCAGUUGAAAGCUUGAGAAGCAUUGUCCAAGACGUGAUCGAAACCAGCGGCUUAUCUUUAUUGGGGCCGCAUUUCGCCUUCUCUCUAUGGACAUCAGCGAGACUUCUUCUGGUACAUGCAGCAACCAUGGGCUGUGAAGUCGAUCCGAAGGUUGAUUUCUUUGUGGGCACCUUGGCCGAGAUGGGCCGAUACUGGGAGGUCGCCGCCACCUACUCGGCGACCCUAAGCCGAGUGACCGAGGAGGGGCGACAAGGAGACAAAACGUUUACUGAGAUGAGGCAACACGCCCAUGAACUCUCAAUGCUCUCUGGUUCGACGAGGCUCAGUGCCCUGGAGCCAACUUCGACUAGAAUAUCUUCUGUAAACGAGCUGGACUACCUCGAGAUUUUUGAUUUCUUCAACUACCCUCGGUCGGUUGACCAUGGCUCUACAGCUCCAUUCGAGAUUCACCAACAUUUAUUAGAUUAUUCCUCUGGCUCCAUCUCACUCGGUAUGGGGUUUGUAAUGCCGAGUGUAGAAUCGGACUGGCUGCAGUAUGAGACCCAUCAGUGA